UCAAGGCCAGGGCAGGGGCAGGGACAGUGACAGUGGCAGGGGCAGGGCCGGGGCAGGACUGGCCCCCUCCUACCGCCUCCCCGGCUUCCUCCCGGCCCCGCCUGUUGAUGUUUCACUUUGUUUUAAUUCCCGGGUCGCAAGAUGGAGGCGGCGCUGAGACGUCGGGAGCUGUUGCUGUUGCUGCUGCCGCUGCUGCUGCCGCCGCCGCUGGCCACCGCGCUGCUGGGCCCGGCCGCGCCGCUGGGACAGGAAAUGAUCCGAGUUGGCGUUACAAUGUUGAAAGCCAAUGGAGAACUUCACAAAGGACAGGUUCUUUUUAAUAUCACCUAUAUUAAUGGACAAGUAUAUGUAAAUGAUUUUCCUAUGAAAAGCGGGGUUGCCCACAUAACAUGUCAAACAGUAAUAUUGGAGAACGGAAACUUGGAUAACUUAGCAGAUCAGCAGCACCUGGGAACCGUCAGUGUUCGCAUCAUGGUUCACGAGUGGCCUUUGGCAUCCAGUUCUGAUUUGCAGCUGAUUGUCGUUCAGGAGGAAGUGACAGAAAUUGAUGGAAAACAGGUUCAGCAAGAAGAAGUAACAGAAAUAGAUAUUUUAGUAAAGGACCUGAGAGUACUUAGACAUUCAAACUACACUGUCCCUUUGAAAGAGAGCAUGCUGUAUUCCAUCCCAAGGGGCAACGACAUGUUAUUUACACUGCCCAACCUCUCAGGAAAAGAUAUUCAAGAUCCACUGCAAACUACCAGUCAGUACCUCAUCCGGCAAGUAGAGACUACAGUAGAUGAAGAGACAUUACCUGGCAAGUUACCAGAGACCCCUCUUAGGGUAGAACCUCCAUCUUCUUACAAGGUGAUGUGCCAGUGGGUGGAAGACUUGAGAAAAGGAUUGUGCAGAUUCUGGUUCCGAUCUUUACCCAUCUUGUUUAGUUUCAUGGAAGUUGUUGUAGUUGGAAUUGUUGGAGCAGCUCUUAUUAUCAAAGUCUUAAAGGUGAUUCUCCCUUCCUGUGAAAACAGAGGCAUCCUUCUCCUGGAUCAAGUCAGCUUUGUACCUGUGACUACCAUCAGCCUGCCUUCAGAUCUUCCAGAGAGGAAAAAUAAUUUAGAUGAGAAAGCAUGUACUUAAUACUGUAUUUACUUUGGAGUUACUGGUUUUUAAAAACACACUUUUAGUUGACCUGAAAUUUGGCACUUGAUCUUAAUACUUGGUUUGUUUCCUACUAAGAAAACUAAGUCAGUUGAUUAAUUGAUAAAAGGGCCACUCAGGCCGAGGCCCAAAGCUGACUUCCAUGUGCCUCUUCAUAAACAAGCAGCCUUUUCAGAAGCUUCAAAAUAGAGCAGCUUUCCACCCUGAGGGCUACCAUUGGUUUUAACUUCUGUGAAGUCACUUUUCCACACCUUGGACAGGAUGCUUGCUGCCUUCAUGCCCAUAAACCAGGUCAGUUGUCCUGACUAGCAAGAUGAUGAAAUUCAGGGUGUCCUUAAGUCUGCAGAAAACAUUCUUCAGAAAAGGACUAGGGAGUAUUGCAAACAUCAGCUGUGCCAAAAGCCUAAGCAAAGCUGCCCAACCUGGCUCAGGUCUCAUAGGGUUGAGUGUGCCUUGCAAGGAAGAUACCACUACCCAACAUUUGUGUUACUCAAGAAAUUUGACAUUUUAUAUAUGCAAAACAAAAAUUAAAAAAGCAGAUUUAUAUUUCAAGCACUUUACAUUUUUAUGGUCCCUUCCACUCAUAAAAAUUGUUAGCAGUUGUAAUUGUAGUAUGCUUUUUGUAUCUGUGACAGCAAUACUAUGUGAAGUCCCAAAAGAAAAAUAAAAAUUCUACGGAAUUGUACAGAAAUGCUGGCUUACUAUUGCUAAGUAGGCCCAUUCUGCCCAUGCCAGUUUCUACUGUUAACAUUUUUCAAAUAAACUUUUAAAUUGUUUA
Messenger RNA from Neopelma chrysocephalum (saffron-crested tyrant-manakin), 1918 nucleotides. It is a transcript of the gene GINM1, whose product is annotated as glycoprotein integral membrane 1. Bases 142 to 1119 code for a protein of 325 amino acids. Lineage: Eukaryota; Metazoa; Chordata; Aves; Passeriformes; Pipridae. The record is from RefSeq and is a predicted model, not a curated record. The transcript has 8 exons.